Stylonychia lemnae is the source of this 1200-nucleotide messenger RNA. The record is from the annotation of a GenBank genome assembly. Lineage: Eukaryota; Ciliophora; Spirotrichea; Sporadotrichida; Oxytrichidae.
AUGAAACUCUCGAUACUUAAACUCUAGGCAUUAAGACUUUUAAAAUUAUUGGGAAGACAGCUGUCAUUUGCUGUUGCUGAUUAAGCGAUUUAUAUUAAUGAAGACCCAGUCAAGAGACUAUCAUUGCCUACAAUUUCUUACCCUACAGUCUCUAUCAGCUGUGGAGCAAUCAUUUAAACAGUGACUGAUGAUUAAAACAACAUUUUGGAUCCAGCUAUUUUCACUUAUUACUAAUCUAACAACAGUAUUACUAUUUUUACUAAAGAUAAGACUAUGAUGGCAGUUUCACCAAUUACUGUGAAAGUAGAAAAUCAUCUUUAAGAUUACACUGCUAUAAUGCUAUCUUAUAGUUUUAUAGUAACCUUGUAAAUUGAUUGCUAGUUUGAUUAUUUGACAUCUUCAGCUGAUAUUAGUAUAAAUUACAUUGUGCAUGAUUAGUAGUUAUUGCAACUUUCUAAUUAUAUUCAAUCUUAUCUGAGUCCACAUUGUGGUACUAUUUCAACUUAUACAUGUCAGAACGAAAUCUCGCUCUCUGAUUGCUAAAACAAUGAUUUAACAAUAUUUAACUCUAUAACAGGGGCUUUUAGAAUUUAAACAUAUAAUAUAAAUCAAGUUGGCACUCAUUAAUUUUUGAUUACUGGAUAACUUAAUAGCAAACAAGCUUCCUAAAGAGUAAUUAUAACAGUUACUAAAGACUGCAGAUGUGCUGUUAUUACAAAAUCUGCCUUGCCUACUCUUAGCUUUGACAUAAAUAAUGGAACUAAGAAUUAUAUUGCUGAAAUACCAUGGACUAAUGACAUGAUUGCAUUAUGUCCUAUGACUUAUAAGUUAAUAGACUCAGCUACCAAUCUUGCCCCUAUUAACACUGUAUUUAAUAUCAUAGAUAAUAACUAAAUCUAAAUUUCAGUAUCAAGCAGCAUUAUCCCAAAAUAAUACUCAAUAAUUGUAACUGGAUUUGCUCAUGCUUCAGUAUCUAGUUCAGAAACUUUGAGCAUAACAAUUACAAAUUUAUGUCCUACAUCACAAAUAACGACUUAACCCAUUCAAGAUUAGGAAUACAUUACAAGUGAUCCAAUUAAAUCAAUUUAAUUUGACUCUUGGAUCUCCUCUAUUUCUUAUUGUACCUAGUUAACUUAUACAGUAACUUUUAAUGGCUCAAGCACUACUCCUAAUUUUAUUGCAUUCAAUUAAGUCACUUGA